AUGCAAGUCGAUAUCGGCAACAACACAGUCCGGCAGAACUUCAGCAGCAUCGUCUCCAGUGCGGAGAUUCGUCAACUCAACGUUCGUCUUCAGCAGGCCUACGCCGGUGCAGCGUCCGCUCAAGCUACCGCGGCAGGUCACCAGGAAGGCGGCGGUCCUGGCGCCGUGCUGUCCCAGCGACGCGUGUAUCACAACGCUGUCGAAGGAGCAGCCGGUGUACCGAGUAGCCACCAGAACGCUUCUCGCUUGCAUCGGCGCUCGUCUUUCAACCUGAGUCGCUCGUCCGCAGGAUCUCGCCACUCGUAUCGCCACCACCAGGGUAGGCAGCACGGCAGCACUCCGCGCAGCGGCUCCGGACACUCCCAGUCGCCUGAGCAGCCGGCUCUUCGGCCACAGCAGGCGACCCUCGGGGUAUCCCAUAUCGCUCCAGCUGCGCGGACAACCACCCCGGCGAACAGCAGCACAGCGGUUAACAACGCGUCUGUGUCAAGUCGAGCUAGCAUUUUCGGCGUACCUCGAAGCCUCAACAGUCGCAUUAUACAGCCGCCGCAUCUACAGCUGCUCCCACCGCCGCUGCAGGCACCCGCGGUCUUCGUUGGUGCAGGGCCGUCACCGGUGCCUAUGGCUACCGUCAUUUCGACCCCGCAUUGCCAACAGGGCCAUCCCGACGCGGCGCAGGACAAGGGCGGGGCAGCCUCUCCGGCCGGAGCCGUAGACGGUGCACCCGUGUACGCCGGGGACAACCGUAGCAAAGGGAUGGUCGGCAACGAGGGCGACGGGAACUGCGGUCGCGCUGAGGGCAGCGGCCCGCACGGCGGCGGCGACGCCGGCAGCCGCAACUGCAACGAUAAACCCGCCGCAGCGGCCAGCCCGAAACUAGCACACACGAAGAUUCAGGUAGGCAUGCGCCUGCGUCGAUGGAUCAUCAUCAAUCGCAUCGGCGCCGGAUCCUUCGGUGAAACGUUCGCGGCCAUGGAGGUGGACGGUCCGGCCGAGGAGGCGGAUAGUCUCACCGUAGCCGCGGAGAAUCUGAAGCUACUGGAAAAUUUGCCCCCGGCAGAGGAGCGCAACGAGGUGUGCAUCAAAGUGGAACAAGAAAACAAAAAUGUACUGCGGCUGGAGGCGCUUGCUUUGAAAAAGGUGCAGCCCUGCCCCCAAGUGGUGCGCUACCUUGGUAGCGGCUGUACGAAUGGAAUGAACUACUUGGUGAUGGAGAAGCUAGGCUCGAACCUGGCCGAGCUGCGCCGUCGCAGCCAGCAUGGCACCUUCAACAUCUACACGACACUCAAAGCCGGCGUCUCGUGCCUGACAGCGAUCCGCGGAGUUCACGACCUUGGGCUGGUGCACCGCGACAUCAAGCCGUCGAACUUUGUUACCGGGCUGCCCGGCACUCCGGACCACACCACAUGCUACUUGAUCGACUUCGGCCUCGCCCGCCGCUUCCGCCGCUCAAACGGCGAAAUUCGCCCGCCGCGCGAAAACGCCGGGUUUCGUGGAACGAGCCGGUACGCCUCUGUCGCCUCGCACCACCACCGGGAGCUGGGCCGCGUAGAUGACCUGUGGAGCUUGCUCUUCAUGCUCGUAGAGUUUGCCACCGGCACGCUACCGUGGCGCAAGUACAAGGAAAAGGAUGACAUUGGGCGCUGCAAGGAGGAAUCCAUCAGCCCGCAUCUCGUGCGCAACCUGCCACGCGAGUUUCAGCCCUUCUUAGCUCAUUUGCAGACCCUCCGCUACGAGGACGAGCCGGACUACGACCUGCUCCUCACUCUCAUGCAUCGCGCGCUGGAGCGUCGCGGCUACCCGCCCAAUAAGCCGGUAGAGUGGGAGAUCGACUCGUCAAUGGCGGACUCUUGCAUAGAUGCCGACGGUGCCCCUGUCGUGGACGCGGGUGCUAGAGCGGUGCAGGGCUCUGCGGCGCACCUUCGCGAUGUCGGCCCCGCACCUGACGCCGCGGGAAAUGGGCAUUCGAUGGACGACAACGCUAGUAGCAGGCCGCUGCAACCUCCACCCCGUAGGGCAGCUCCGCUGCCUGGCGCUGUAGAAAUGGGUUCACGAGAACUCCAACACACGCCCCUGCACCCUGAUGCGGCCCAACCGAACAGCGUUGCCAGCCGCGUAGGCAGCGGCAAUGGCGCUGCAGGAAAUGGCGCCACCAUGAGUGGUUACCCGGCCGACGCUCUGCAUCCGCAUAACAGCGGCACACUACGUAUGAGCGAGGUUGACAUUGGUGGCUCUGGCGCGGGUGAGGAUUGUAUGCACGGCAACCCGCCGGUCGGUGUAGAUGCUUCCGUGCAGUACUGUGGCCCGCCCCCGCAAGGCGGGUCUGCCGACAUUCCUAUCACUACAGCGUGUCUUGCCGCCGAAGGCAGCGAGUCACCCCGCGCACAAGCCAGUUCGGGCGAGUACGACCACAACGAAUACUCCCUGCGUGAAAACGGUAGCGGUGCCUACAGUCCCCUCAUGGCGCCUGUUUCUCAUUUUAAUGCCGCAGUAGCUUCUGGCGCUGAUCCGCCUGGCAGCUGCCCAGCAGCAGGGCCGCUAGCGAACUCAGCGCUGGAACCAAACAACGCUACUCAGUGGAGAGAGACGGCCGCGGAACGCAACGGGUUAAAGCGUCGAGCGGGUCAUCAGCAGCACGAAAACGAGUGCGACGGUCCAGACAUCGCGAAGAGGGAGGCGGGCCGAUCUCACCAGCAGAUGGGCGGCCCCACCGCCGAUCUUGACGCCUCCGUGGCAGCAGACGAGCACGGGGAGGUGCACUACGGUAAGGAUGGUAAGACGUCGUCUAAGAAGAAGUUACAGUGCGAAUGCGUUGCCAUGUAG
This is a messenger RNA of Leishmania major strain Friedlin, 2823 nucleotides long. RefSeq names its product putative protein kinase. The coding region runs from base 1 to 2823 and encodes 940 amino acids. Lineage: Eukaryota; Euglenozoa; Kinetoplastea; Trypanosomatida; Trypanosomatidae. Gene Ontology annotation, biological process: peptidyl-serine phosphorylation; signal transduction. Gene Ontology annotation, cellular component: nucleus; cytoplasm. The transcript has a single exon. Gene Ontology annotation, molecular function: protein serine/threonine kinase activity; ATP binding. The record is from RefSeq and is a predicted model, not a curated record.